GAACCCAGCUCUUUGUUCUCAAGAGGGAUGGGAGAUGCGCAGCAUCCCCCGUGUCCCCGCCCAACUCUCCUCCCCUAUUCCCUCGUGUCCCCGCCCAGUGUAAUCUCGCGGGCGCGCUCCACUGACUGACCACCCGGCGAGCGCUCGGUCACACAGCAGGAGAGCGGGAACGUGCGCGGUCACUGAGAGGCCGGCAGCGGCGUGCAGUGAGGUGUAUGUGGAACACUGCGGCCUGUCAGAUACGGGAGGAUAAGGACAAGUAAGGAGCAGGAUUCAUAUUAAGAAUAUUACAAGAAGUUGGGGGAAAUGGACAUUGCGAUCUGAUGAAGCCAACUAAAGACGUCAUUUCUACCUCUGAUGGAGUUGCAGAAUCUUCUCAUUCUGGAUAAACAAAACUUUCAAUAAGUUAAUUUACAUCUCAUUUCCUAUAUGAUGAGUCUACCAGGAGAGAGAUAUCAGUGCUCCGAGUGUGACAAACGUUGCAGAUGGAAAUCAGAGCUUCUCAAACAUCAGAGGAGUCACACAGGAGAGAGACCGUAUAAAUGUUCAGAAUGCAGCAAAUGUUUUUCCGGGAAGUCGGCGCUUGUUAUACAUGAGAGGAGUCACACAGGAGAGAAACCAUUUAAAUGCUCUGAAUGCAGCAAAUGUUUUUCUUCCAAGGGACAACUUGUUAUACAUGAGAGGAGUCACACAGGAGAGAAACCAUAUAAAUGCUCUGAAUGUAGCAAGUGUUUUACCUCCAAGGUAAACCUUGUUACUCAUCAGAGGAGUCACACAGGAGAGAAACCAUUUCAUUGCUCUGAAUGUAGCAAGUGUUUUCCCAAUAAGUCACAUCUUCUCAGUCAUCAGUGGAUUCACACAGGAGAGAAGCCAUUUAAAUGCUCUGAAUGUAGCAAGUGUUUUACCUCCAGGCUAAUGCUCAUUACACAUCAGAGGAGUCACACCGGAGAGAAGCCAUUUCAAUGCUCUGAAUGUAGUAAAUAUUUUUGUUCAAAGCAACAACUUGUUACACAUCAGAAGAUUCACACAGGAGAGAAACCAUUUCAGUGCCCUGAUUGUAGCAAGUAUUUUUCUUCCAAGCGACAACUUGUUAUGCAUCAGAGGAGUCACACAGGAGAGAAACCAUUUAAAUGCUCUGAAUGUAGCAAAUCUUUUACCUCCAAGCAAAAACUUGUUAUGCAUCAGAGAAUUCACACAGGAGAGAAACCAUUUCAAUGCUCUGAAUGUAGCAAGUGUUUUACCUGCAAACCUCAUCUUGUCAUACAUCAGAGGAUUCACACAGGAGAGAAACCAUUUAAAUGCUCUGAAUGUAGCAAGUGUUUUACCUCCAAACCUCAUCUUGUCAGACAUCAGAGGAUUCACACCGGAGAGAAACCAUUUAAAUGCUCUGAAUGUAGCAAGUGUUUUACCUUCAAGAUAAACCUUGUUAUGCAUCAGAGGAUUCACACAGGAGAGAAACCAUUUAAAUGCUCUGAAUGUAGCAAGUGUUUUACCUUCAAGAUAAACCUUGUUAUGCAUCAGAGGAUUCGCACAGGAGAGAAACCAUUUAAAUGCUCUGAAUGUAGCAAGUGUUUUACUUCCAAGCAAACACUUGUUAUGCAUCACAGGAUUCACACAGGAGAGAAACUAUAAAUAUAGAGAUGUAGAAAAAGUAAUGUUCUCACUUUGUCCUUGGAUUGUCCAACAAUAGAUGGUAAUAAGUUUCCUUUUUUCUCUUACGUCCUAGAGAAUGCUGGGGUCCGUAUUA
Messenger RNA from Pseudophryne corroboree (corroboree frog), 1747 nucleotides. Its product is annotated as zinc finger protein 605-like. NCBI's taxonomy places the organism in Eukaryota, Metazoa, Chordata, Amphibia, Anura, Myobatrachidae. The record is from RefSeq and is a predicted model, not a curated record. The transcript has 3 exons. Bases 430 to 1632 code for a protein of 400 amino acids.